AUGACGGCACAAACGGUCAAAUUGGAAGAAGACAACUUGAAUGUGGCUGCUCAUAUUAUGAGGGAAGGCGGCUGUGUAACGAGUGGAAGUCUUCGUUAUGUUCGCCGUAUUCGAUUGUCGGCAGGCGCGCCGGGACGCUCACGCACGAGUCGGCAUGUAUCUGGCCUCCUCUUUGAGUAUCACAAUAGCGAGCGUGACAGCAUUGUCGGCCAGUGGUUCGAAGAGAUUGACUCGAUGGAAUUGGGCAAUGGAGAUUAUGUUGUCCACAUCCGAGUCUGGUACACACAGGAGGCUCACCCUCAGAAUACGCUGAGAGAGAAUAACGGCAAAGUGGUCGGUAUCACGCUCUCGACGUUGAGAGGGGUUUCCAAACAAAAACUACUCGAAGAGCCCAAGGAUCUACUAUGUCUCGAUUACUACGCGAAUCCUUUGGAGGAAAUGUCCGGCCUCGUGUGGAGUUUCAACUAUUCCUUUGAUCACGUCCAGGUCAUCCGGCAAACGGCGCCAUUGACCCGGCCUCUCCAAUUUGAUAAUACCCAUCCAAUGGAACCCCGAGAAUCUCAUGACCUCAGACGCUUCCUCUGGGCGGAACACGAUGCAAACGGCAAGAAGGUGCUGGUGUCUACAAUCGAGGCGUUCUUCUAUGCGGAGCAGUUGACAGGGCUAAAGUUCAUUUAUGGCAACUUUGAGCGGUCUAUGGGUUCUCUCAAUGGCGAACGUGUAGCUAUUCACUUGGCUGCCCUUGAAGUUAUUGUGGCAAUUGACGUUUGCGUUAGUGCUUGGUCCGGUCCCAGGGGGGACGUCUUAGUGUUCCAUACGAACAAGCGCAAGAACCUGUUCAUGCAUCACUCGAGCACCGAAAUGGAAGGAGGCCAACCACGACACUUCACGAGAUUUAUAACGGGCAGGUCGAGCGCGGAGCUACCUCCCAACCUCAGCGACCAUUCCAGUAGCCUGGUUAGUGUAGUUCACGAAACCGAAGCGGAUUUGCAGGAGUGUGUGGGUAUCUGGGCCAUGCCCGCGACGUUUCCUCGCGCGCGCCCGGAGGUUCACCAUAUUGGGCCUAUCUACAUUUAG
Scedosporium apiospermum is the source of this 1077-nucleotide messenger RNA. RefSeq lists its product as uncharacterized. The transcript has 3 exons. The record is from RefSeq and is a predicted model, not a curated record. NCBI's taxonomy places the organism in Eukaryota, Fungi, Ascomycota, Sordariomycetes, Microascales, Microascaceae. Bases 1 to 1077 code for a protein of 358 amino acids.